GAUCAGCUACUGUGACGGAGAUGAAGAUCCGCCCACACUCGCUGGCUGUCCAAUCGUAUCGCACCCCCACCUUCUGUCACCACUGUGGUGAGAUGCUGUGGGGACUGAUACGUCAAGGGUUAAAAUGUGAAGGUUGUGGGUUAGACUUCCAUAAGCGCUGUGCGCUGCAGUUGCCGAGUGACUGUAGCCGCGCACGGCGUCGUGUGUGUGGCCCCAGCCUGUCCCUGUUCCCCCCCGGCAGGCCCCGGACGCACUCCCUCUCCACACCUGCAGGAGGCAGUCUAGAGGAGAUCAGUAUGUCCAAGCCCAGGUCCAGACCCCCGUCAUGGACAGAUCACCCGGUGUGGCUGGGGGUGGACCAGGGAAAGGACGGUGAGACAGGCAGGGCCAGGGUGCCCCACACCUUCCACAUCCACAGCUACACCAAGCCUACCGUGUGCCAGCACUGCCGCCACCUCCUCAAAGGCCUCUUCCGCCAGGGCCUACAAUGCUCCGACUGUAAGCUGAACUGCCAUCGUCGCUGUGAGAGCUCCCUGGUCCCCGCUGACUGUCCUGGAGAGAGGAGGAACACCAAUGAGGAAGGAGACUCAGUGUCCAGUCUCGGCUACAAGAACGACACAGAGGAUGAUGAGGAGGAUAUGAGCUUGAGUAUAACAUCACUAGAAGACGAUGACGACGAGCCGUCUACUGAGGUUCCAUUUGCCGAGAACAAGGAAGUGGGACAUCAGCCACCAAUCAUUCCAUGUUUCAGUAGUUAUAUUCCUCUAAUGAGGGUAGUCCAGUCAGUCCGUCACACUAAAAGACAGGCCAGUGGAGUACUGAGAGAGGGUUGGCUACUGCAUCACACCAACACUGACACACUGAGGAAACGUCAUUACUGGAUAUUGGACUGGAAGAGUAUCACUCUGUACCAGAACGAGAUCAACACCAAGUACUACAAGGAGAUUCCUCUAUCUGAGGUGCUGCAGGUACGAGGCCCCGCCCAGCUGUCUGUCCCCUUGUUGCCCGGCAACAGUGCCCACUCCUUCGAAGUGGUCACGGGCACACUGGUGUACUGUGUGUUGGCGGGCCGGGACGGACAGGCCUGGGAGACCGCCGUACGCCAGGCUCUGAUGCCCGUGCUGAACAGCGGGCAGGUGGACAAACAGGGACAAGACCAUGAACCCCAGAGUGGAAAAAGCCCGGAUGUCAGCUCGGUCUAUCAGAUCUUCACUGAUGAGGUGCUGGGUUCAGGACAGUUUGGAGUGGUGUAUGGAGGCACCCACAGACAGUCUGGUCGGCCAGUGGCCGUCAAGGUCAUCGACAAAACCCGUUUCCCUACCAAACAGGAGAGACAGUUGAGGAACGAGCAGGCAAUUCUACAGAAUCUGUCCCACCUCGGUAUAGUUCUACUGGAGGGCAUGUUUGAGACCAUGGAGCACGUAUUCAUCGUCAUGGAGAAGCUCCAUGGAGAUAUGCUGGAGAUGAUUCUGUCCAAUGAGAAGGGCCGACUGCCAGAGCGCACCACACGUUUCUUGGUUACACAGAUUCUAGAGGCCCUGCGCUACCUGCACUUCAAACACAUCGCUCACUGUGACCUGAAACCUGAGAAUGUACUGCUGGCCUCCCCAGACUCUUUCCCUCAGGUAAAGCUGUGCGACUUUGGUUUUGCCCGCAUCAUCGGCGAGAAGUCGUUCCGCCGGUCGGUGGUGGGCACGCCGGCCUACCUGGCACCCGAGGUCAUCAGUAGCCAUGGUUACAACCGCUCGCUGGACAUGUGGGCGGUGGGUGUGGUCCUGUACGUCAGCCUGAGCGGAACGUUCCCCUUCAACGAGGACGAGGACAUCAGACAACAGAUCACCAACGCUGCCUUCAUGUACCCCCGCCUGCCCUGGUCUAACAUCUCACUAGAGGCGGUGAGUCUUAUCAACAACCUGCUCCAGGUUGCAGUAAGAUGUAGGUUCAGUGUGGGAAAAGCACUGGGGCACUCCUGGCUACAGGACUUCCAGUUGUGGUGUGACCUGAGGGAGUUUGAGAAGAGGAUGGGCUGCAGGUACCUGACCCACGAGGGGGACGAGGACCGCUGGAGAUGCCACGCACUGGAGAGGGGCCUGGUCUUCCCUUCUCACCUCACCUGGACCCCCGGGCACGAUGACAGCCUGUGACCCUAGGCCCAAAUGUCAAAGGUGAAGGGUCGGACAAGAUGGCGUCUGGACUACUGGUGUGUUUCAGUGGUCAUCAGCAUACACAACUGUCUGGACGCUGUUAGUGGAAGGUGGAGUGGUGAGUCUGUUCUUAUAGCAGUCUCGUAUAAAAAGAUCACCAGAAGAGAUUACGACUCCGGAUUCGGACGCAGUGACAAUUCCUGGACUUUAUGGUGCCCUAGUGAUGCCAGCUGUUGUAGUGGUUAUUAUUUAAUGCAUGAUCAUAUUAGGACUAAUGUUUCAGGCCCUCUGUGCCCCAGAGGAGUAGUUUACCAGGAUCACAAGGCAGGUUCUCUGUCCUUCUACAAAAUGCAUCCUUCUAUGACCCUCCUCCACAGAGUCCAGACAAAUUCACUCAGCCCCUCUAUCCUGCGUUUGGGCGGUAUUGGUACGAUACUGAGAUGUGUAAGCGGUGAUAGAGGUGAUGGUCUACAUACACUAUAUAUACAGAAGUAUGUGGACACCCCUUCAAAUUAGUGGAUUCGGCUAUUUCAGCCACACCCA
Molecule: messenger RNA, 2687 nt
Organism: Salvelinus namaycush (lake trout)
Lineage: Eukaryota; Metazoa; Chordata; Actinopteri; Salmoniformes; Salmonidae
Product: serine/threonine-protein kinase D3-like
Exons: 16
Coding region: 21-2144 (707 amino acids)
Biological process (GO): protein phosphorylation
Molecular function (GO): ATP binding; protein serine/threonine kinase activity
Source: RefSeq, a predicted model, not a curated record